This is a messenger RNA of Rhododendron vialii, 2301 nucleotides long. Its product is annotated as importin subunit alpha-9. The record is from RefSeq and is a predicted model, not a curated record. The transcript has 11 exons. Bases 308 to 1864 code for a protein of 518 amino acids. Gene Ontology annotation, biological process: NLS-bearing protein import into nucleus. Gene Ontology annotation, molecular function: nuclear import signal receptor activity; protein binding. Lineage: Eukaryota; Viridiplantae; Streptophyta; Magnoliopsida; Ericales; Ericaceae. Gene Ontology annotation, cellular component: cytoplasm; nucleus.
AAUUCAGGAAAACCUAAUAGCCAGACAGGAGCACAAUACGCCAAGCAGCCAAACGGGGUGGGUACGUCAAAUCAUCGUAUCAUCAUUUGGACUGCUGGAAUCAAAUUUCCCCAAACUCACAAUCAGAGUAUCUUUCGAGCGUUGGGCGCGCGAAGCCGCAAACAGCGGGUUAAUAGUUGCAUUCAGUUUACUCGGUUACUGCUCCUACUCUAUCUCCCUCUAUUCCAUCCUCCCUCCAAAAUCGAACUCCAUCUCUCUCUUAAAAGCAACCGACAGAGAGUUUUUGAGCUUCAGUUGGUCGUCAGUAAUGGCGGAUGAAGGCCUGAAUUCUCAAAGAAGGGACCCGAUUAAGUCUUCAGUUGGAAAUGUCGCAGCAAAUCGAAGACGACAACACGCUGUUACAGUGGGAAAAGAAAGAAGGGAAGCACUGGUUCGAACAAAGCGUUUGUGCCGAGUUGGAGUUAGUGGUGAUGACAUCGCCCCUCCUGACAGUGAUAUGAUGAUUGAUGUAGAGGAAUCAGUUCUUGAGGUUCAGACCUCUUCUGCUGUGGAGGAAUUAAAGUUUGCUAUUUCGUUUCAGGGGAAGGGAGCAAUGUCGAAAAAGGUGACUGCCCUUCGUCAACUACGGAGGUUGUUGUCGAGAUCCGAAUUUCCUCCUGUUGAAGCUGCUCUAAAAGCUGGAGCUGUAUCUCUUCUUGUCCAGUGUCUUUCAUUUGGUUCACCAGAUGAGCAGUUGCUUGAAGCAGCUUGGUGUCUUACUAACAUCGCAGCUGGAAAGCCAGAAGAAACGAAAGCUUUAUUGCCUGCUUUACCGUUGCUUAUUGCUCAUCUUGGAGAAAAGAGCUCCAUGCCUGUUGCUGAGCAGUGUGCAUGGGCUUUGGGAAAUGUUGCUGGUGAAGGGAAAGAACUUAGAGAAGUUCUGCUCUCGCAAGGAGCCUUACCACCUCUUGCAAGAAUGAUGCUGCCCAAUAAGGGUUCAACAGUGCGAACAGCUGCUUGGGCACUUUCAAAUUUAAUCAAGGGACCUGAUUCAAGAGCGGCAACAGAGCUCAUAAAAAGUGCUGGGGUCCUUGAUGCAAUUAUUCGGCACUUGAAAAAAGCGGAUGAGGAUCUGGCUACAGAAGUAGCAUGGAUUAUUGUGUAUCUUUCAGCCCUUUCUAAUGUUGCUAUCGACAUAUUGGUGAAGAGUGAUCUCCUUCAAUUACUCGUGGAAAGAUUGGCAACAUCAAAUAGUUUGCAAUUGCUCAUUCCGGUACUGCGGAGUCUAGGUAAUCUUGUGGCUGGUGAUGCUCAUAUGACUGAUGGAUUUUUUGUUGUUGGACAGGGAAUCCCAGAUAAUGUCGUUGCAGCACUAAUCAAAUGUCUGAAAAGUGAUCAUCGGGUCUUGAAGAAGGAAGCAGCUUGGGUGCUAUCUAAUAUAGCUGCUGGUUCCAUUGAACAAAAACAGUUAAUAAAUUCAAGUGAAGCCGUGCCAUUGUUAUUGCGACUACUUUCAACAGCACCAUUUGAUAUAAGGAAGGAAGUAGCAUAUGUUCUAGGAAAUCUCUGUGUUGCUCCAUCUGAAGAUGGUGGGAGACCAAAUUUGAUUCUGGAUCACUUGGUCUCCCUUGUUGGUAACGGCUGCCUUCCGGGUUUUGUAAAUAUGGUCAGGUCUGCUGAUGUUGAGGCUGCAAGGCUGGGGCUCCAGUUCAUGGAGCUGGUCUUACGGGGGAUGCCGAACAGUGAGGGUGUAAAACUCGUAGAGAGAGAGGAUGGCAUUGAUGCCAUGGAGAGGUUCCAAUUUCAUGAAAAUGAAGACCUUAGAAACAUGGCUAAUGCACUAGUUGAUAAAUAUUUUGGGGAGGAUUAUGGGCUUGAUGAGUAAGCACCGCGAUCCAAGUUGAUGCAUCGAUUUGUAAGUGACUGAUUCCAUAUCCCUCCAUGGAUGCAGACGACAAACUGUGAGUUGCUCCAUAUCUGUUGUGCAGUUCUAAUCAAUUGCCGGGCUUGCUGAUUUUCAGGAUUCAUAGUUGAUGAGGAAAACUGGAAAAGUUUCAGUCUUGUAUAAUUGUAUGUGAUCAUAUCAGCUGAAGCUUGUUGAUUAUGUACACUGUCAUGCAAUUUUGCAUUGUAAGAUAGCUUGUUUAGUGUUGACUUGGCAUUUUUCCUCUUUCUGAAUUGCUUUUUGGCCGAAAACGAGAAGACUGAAACAAGUGUUUCUAUAGUGAGAGAAUGGAUUACAAAUACUAUAUUUCUCUAGUUCUUCUUCCAGCAAAGAGACCAUCAGUAAUUGGUCGUAUUUCAUGUUUAUUAGAAUUCAAA